Messenger RNA from Manacus vitellinus (golden-collared manakin), 2246 nucleotides. RefSeq names its product zinc finger and BTB domain containing 17 (gene ZBTB17). The record is from RefSeq and is a predicted model, not a curated record. Gene Ontology annotation, biological process: regulation of transcription by RNA polymerase II. The transcript has 14 exons. Lineage: Eukaryota; Metazoa; Chordata; Aves; Passeriformes; Pipridae. The coding region runs from base 192 to 2246 and encodes 684 amino acids. Gene Ontology annotation, cellular component: nucleus. Gene Ontology annotation, molecular function: DNA-binding transcription factor activity, RNA polymerase II-specific; RNA polymerase II cis-regulatory region sequence-specific DNA binding; protein binding.
GGAGAGUCGUGGUUAUCGUGAGACCAACCGGGUGCUGUCGUGAGGGGAACGGGGGACUCCUGGCUGUCGUGAGGGGAGUGGGGGGACUCGUGGUUAUGAAUCCGUUCCUGGAAAUGAGGACAGACCCCUGUGGGCAGAGGCUGCGAGGGUUGGGGCCACGUUGUUCCCUGAGCUGACACACGAGGAGGGAGAUGACGGAUGGCUGCGUAGAGACUGAGCUGAACACCUGGAAAGGGGGAGUCUCUGGAGGAGAGACCCAGCCCUCUGGCCCUGGGUCCUCUGGAUAUCACAGGGCCAUGGAUUUCCCUCAGCACAGCAAACAGGUGCUGGAGCAGCUGAACCAGCAGCGGCAGCUGGGCCUGCUCUGUGACUGCACCUUCGUGGUGGACGGCAUCGACUUCAAGGCCCACAAGGCCGUGCUGGCCGCCUGCAGCGAGUACUUCAGGAUGCUCUUUGUGGACCAGAAGGACGUGGUGCACCUGGACAUCAGCAACGCCGCAGGCCUGGGCCAGGUUUUGGAGUUCAUGUACACGGCUAAGCUGAGCCUAAGCCCCGACAACGUGGAGGACGUGUUGGCCGUGGCGGGUUUCCUGCAGAUGCAGGAGGUUGUCAGCGCUUGCAACGCUCUCAAAUCCCUCUCCGUGCCCCCAGAAAAUCCCCCUGGGAGCCAGCAGCCCCCCGGGAUUGGAGCAGAGAAGGCCGUGCUUGAUGACAAGACCUCGGUGGCAGAAGCACUGGGGGACCUUGACAAAGUCCAACCGGCUCCUCCCGACGCCGAGGGGAAGGAGGAGAAGCCGAAGGCUGCGGCACAGCCCGAGAUGCCAGCCGAGCAGCUGCCUGGCCAGGAAGGGACAGAAUCUGCCAUCCAGGAAGGUUCCAAGGCCGAAAUUCCCGGCCUCCCGCAGCCGUCGGAGAGCGUGGUGGGCAGUGGAAGCCCCACGGCGAGGGAUGGCACCGGAACAGGAGAGAUGAAGCUGGAAAGGAAGGAGGAAGAGGGGGAGAUGAUGGUGGAGGAGGAGGACGAGGCUAAAAUCCCCGAGGAAGAGCCGCCCCAGUUGGAAAACGGAGAGAACGCCGAGGAUAACGAGUCGGGGAGCACGGAUUCCGGGCAGGAAAACUCGGGAGAGCCCCGGCUGCUGCGCUCUGGGACCUACAGCGACCGCACCGAGUCCAAGGCCUACGGCUCCGUCACACACAAGUGUGAGGACUGCGGGAAGGAGUUCACCCACACCGGCAACUUCAAGCGGCACAUCCGUAUCCACACCGGGGAGAAGCCCUUCUCCUGCAGGGAGUGCAGCAAGGCCUUCUCCGACCCGGCCGCCUGCAAGGCCCACGAGAAGACACACAGCCCACUGAAGCCCUACGGCUGUGAGGAAUGUGGGAAGAGCUACCGGCUCAUCAGCCUCCUGAACCUGCACAAGAAGCGGCACACGGGGGAGGCCAAGUACCGCUGCGAGGACUGCGGGAAGCUCUUCACCACCUCGGGCAACCUCAAGAGGCACCAGCUGGUCCACAGCGGGGAGAAGCCCUACCAGUGCGACUACUGCGGGCGCUCCUUCUCCGACCCCACCUCCAAGAUGCGGCACCUGGAGACCCACGACACCGACAAGGAGCACAAGUGUCCCCACUGCGACAAGAAGUUCAACCAGGUGGGGAAUUUGAAGGCUCACCUGAAGAUCCACAUCGCAGACGGGCCCCUGAAGUGUCGGGAAUGUGGGAAGCAGUUCACCACGUCAGGUAGCACAGGGAUGGGGGGUCUGGAUGGUCUGGAGGGGACAGGGGGUGCUCUGGUGGAGGAUCAGAGCCCGAGGAAAGAUUUCAUCUCAGGUUUAAACCUCUCCCUGUGGUUGUGCUGUGUGAAUUGCUUCAACCGGGUGGACAACCUGCGCUCCCACGUGAAGACGGUGCACCAGGGCAAGGCCGGGAUCAAAAUCCUGGAGCCCGAGGAAGGCGACGAGGUCAACAUCGUCACCGUGGCCUCCGAUGACAUGGUGACAUUGGCCACCGAGGCUCUGGCUGCCACCGCGGUCACACAGCUCACGGUGGUGCCCGUGGCGACCGCGGUGACGGCGGACGAGACCGAGGCACUCAAGGCUGAGAUCACCAAGGCUGUGAAGCAGGUGCAGGAGGCAGGUGAGCUGGGAACAGCGGGAAUGGGAACAGCGGGAAUGGGACAGCGGGAAUGGGAACAGCGGGAAUGGGAACAGCGGGAAUGGGAACACACAACCAUCCCCAUUUAUAACUGA